Messenger RNA from Salmo salar (Atlantic salmon), 12901 nucleotides. Lineage: Eukaryota; Metazoa; Chordata; Actinopteri; Salmoniformes; Salmonidae. The record is from RefSeq and is a predicted model, not a curated record.
UCACUAGACCACCUGUGUAGUGAGCGCAGCCAGCCGGUUCUGCGAGGAACACAUAACCGUUACGCCAAGAUCCACCGGGACGGGGAACGCACCACCAACAGAGGAAGGGAUGGAGAGGGGGUAGAAGGGCUGACCUCCCCACAGGAGGAGGAGGGGAGCGGGUACGGUGCGUUUACGCUGCCCUGUCGGAGGUCCCACUGUCUGUCUGAAGGUCUGCCAGGUCACCAGGUGGUGCCGUGUCCGACUUUCCAGGGCCGACGGGCACAGACUACACAGGACAUAUCAGGCGUGCUGGGAGAAGGCAGUGAGUAUGGGGAUAGCGGUAUCGACGGGGUUGCCACGGAGAUGGACAGGGAAGUGGGGCCAGGCUCACGGCGCUGUAAGGCCAUGUCGGCCUCGUUCUCCGUCUACUCUGCUGCCGGGAGCAGCGCGUUUAACGGGAGUGACAGCGGGAGCAGCAGCGGAGGAGGAGGAGAGGGAGGAGGAGGAGGAGGAGGAAGAGGAGGAGAUGGAGGAGGAGGAGGAGGAGGACAAGGAGGAGGAGGAGGAGGGGGGAGAAAAGGAGGAUGGGGAAUGUAUGAGAACUUCCAUCAGGACAUUUGAGAAUCAACACUGGACUCGUCGAGAGCGUGACUGCGCGGAGGAGGCGUGCUCAGCUGAGAGUGACGAGCGUAGCAGCGGCACACUAAGCACGGCUUACCCAUCAGACGCUCUCAUUGGCUGCUGUGCGCAGGGCACGGUGAGGAAGGCGGGAGCUCUGGCAGUGAAGAACUUCCUGGUUCACAAGAAGAAUAAGAAGGUGGAGCCAGCCACCAAGAGGAAGUGGAAACAUUACUGGGUCUGCCUCAAAGGAUGCACUCUGUUCCUGUACGAGACUGACGGGCGUUCGGGGAUCGACCACCACAGUGUUCCUAAGCACGCGGUGUGGGCUGAGAACAGUAUCCUCCAGGCCGUGCCUGAACACCCCAAGAAGGACUUUGUCUUCUGCCUCAGCAACUCUCUAGGGGACGCAUUUCUCUUCCAGACGUCGGGCCAGACGGAACUGGAGAACUGGAUCACGGCGGUCCACUCAGCGUGCGCGGCUGCCAUUGCUAGGCAACAUCACCGGGAGGAUACGGUGCGAUUGCUAAGGACAGAGAUCAGGAAACUGGAGCAGAAGAUAGACAUGGACGAGAAGAUGAAGAAGAUGGGAGACAUGCAGCUCAGUGCAGUGACAGAUAACAAGAAGAGGAAGACUAUUCUGGAACAGAUCUUCCUGUGGGAGCAGAAUCUAGAACAGUUCCACUUGGACAUGUUCAGGUGUCGUUGUUACCUGUCCAGUCUGCAGGGAGGGGAGCUGCCCAACCCUAAACGUCUGCUAGCCGUGGCCUCCAGAGCCACCAAACAGGCCAUGGGACGCCUGGGAAUCUUCUCGGUGUCUUCCUUUCACGCGCUGGUGGCGGUACGUACAGAGAGCGCGGUGAGGAAGCGGUCCCAGGCUAUGCCCCGCCCCUCUAGUAAACGUCGGAGUCGCUUCUCUUCCCUCUGGGGGCUGGACACCACAUCUAAGAAGAAGGUUAAAGGUCGACCCAGCAUCAACCAGGUGUUUGUUGCUGGAGGGGAACCAGUGAUCAAACCAACGGAGAGAAUGUUUGAAGAUACGGCCAGUGAGAAAUCGAAGGAGGAGGGUUCAUUGAAAAUUAUUCCCCAGGACAGCGUGGACAGUGAGAUUUGGGUUCCUGACUACCUGGCCCCGUCCUGGGUGUGUCUACCUAACGACCAGCCUGUGCUAGCCGUCAUUCAACCAGGGGAGACUGCAGAAGAUACGCUGGACACUGUCUGCAAGGCCCAUAAACUGGACCCGUCAAACUUCUACCUGCGUCUGAAGGUGUGUGUAGAGGAGCAGCUGCUGCUAUAUGUUCCCAAACUGGAAGAAGACAUCUCUGAUCUGCUCUACAAAGAGAUUGAGAUACGUCCCAAAACCACCAAGCUAAUCCGCUUCGACAAAGCUGAGUCCUGCACGUUGGGAUACGGUUUCUCAAUAGCAGUAGUAGACGAGGAGGGGACUCAGCAGCUCCAUAUCACUGAAGUAAAGGCAGGAGGACUGGCUUCUGCUAAAGGCCUGCUUGCGGGAGAUGAGAUCCUGUUGUUAAAUGGUAAACCGGCGUCGGCUCUGGGCGUGUUGGAUAUGAGGUCAGCGUUAGUCGGCCCCUCGUUGUCCCUGAGCGUGAGCACCCUGCCGACCCUUGACCCCCGCGACCUCUGUCCUUUUCCCCCUCGACGCUCCAACACAGCAGAAUACGACACCUGUACAGACAUCUAUUCCCAGAGCCAAGAGGACAUUCUGGAUGAGGUAUCAGGGUUGACGGUGGUCAGUCCAGAUGAUACUCUGGAGGAUGAGUCACUUCUGGAUCUGGAGAAUUCAGGACACAACCAGGCGGACUACGCUGAGACAGGACAGAAGAGUACUGAGCAGGUGACUGCAUACUGCCGGAGUCUCCAUGAGAUGAAUCCUUCCCAUGUUCCCCCUCAGUCUUCCUCGUCCUGCUCUUCCUCCCUCUCUCCCAGCCAGUCAAUGCCAGUGGCGGCGGGCUUUGCCAUCCAGAGACAGCUGUCACACGCCGACAAACUACGUAAAGUCAUCAGUGAACUGGUGGAGACUGAGAGGACCUACGUCAAGGACCUGGGCUGUCUGAUCGAGCGCUACCUUACCCCAUUACAGAAGGAGAGCUUCCUCACCCAGGAUGAGCUGGAUGUCCUGUUCGGUAACCUCGGAGAGAUGCUGGAGUUCCAGGUAGAGUUCCUGAAGACUCUAGAAGACGGGACCAGACUGGUAGCCGACCUGGACAGGCUGGAGAGAGUAGAACAGUUUAAGAAAGUGCUGUUCUCUCUGGGUGGAUCGUUCCUGUACUACGCCGAUCGCUUCAAGAUCUACAGUGCUUUCUGUGCCAGCCACACCAAGGUCCCCAAAGUCCUGGCCAAAGCUAAGACAGAUGCAGACUUCAAAGCGUUCCUAGCAGAGAGGAAUCCUAAACAGCAACACUCUUCAACCCUGGAGUCCUACCUGAUCAAACCCAUCCAGAGAAUCCUGAAGUACCCACUACUACUGAGAGAGCUGUACUCACUGACUGACCCUGAGAGUGAAGAACACUAUCACCUGAAUGUUGCGAUGAAGGCCAUGAACAAGGUGGCCAGUCACAUCAACGAGAUGCAGAAACUUCAUGAGGAGUACGGCGCCGUGUUUGACCAGCUCAUCAAUGAGAUGACUGCAGACAAGAAGGAGGUAUCCGAUCUAUCCAUGGGAGAUCUUCUCCUCCACUCCACCCUGGUGUGGAUCAAUCCUCCAGCCUCCCUGGUCAAGGGCAAAAAGGACCCUGAGCUGGCAACCUUCGUGUUCAAGACAGCGGUGGUCUUUGUGUACAGAGAUCGCUCCAAGCAGAGGAAGAAGCUUGGCGGGUCUCAUCGUCCUGCUGUGGCAGAUGACAGAGUCCCGUUCCUGUUCCGUCACAUGAUCUCGACAGACGCCCUACAAGUCCGCGCCCUCACAAACUCCGAGGGUACAGCGGUGUGUGAGAUAGUUCACGUGAGGUCAGAGUCUGAGGGGAGACCAGAGAGAACCUUUCACCUGUGCUGCAGUUCUGUGGACAGUAAAAAGGACUUCCUGAAGACAGUCCACUCCAUCCUGAGGGAUAAACAACGACGUCAGCUGAUGAAGACUGAGUCUCUACCACCCAACCAGCAAUAUGUCCCCUUCGGAGGCAAACGCCUCUGUAACCUCAAGGGAAACAGACCAGCCAUGAACAGAGCAGUCUCAGCCCCGUCUCGGACCCUUGGUCGCAGGAAGCUGGUUAGGAACCGAUUCACCAUUGACACCGACCUCGUUCUCCAUGACAACCACGAAGACUCUGACUCUAACCCCUCCCACUCUACCCAUGACCAUUCCCAACAGCCUCCACAUUCCCAUAACCCCCUGCUUCCUACUCAGAAGCCUCAGCAGCGGAUGCUGUUGGUGACUGGAGGCGACACUGACCGCUGGGUGGAGGAACAGUUCGACCUGGGUUGCUACGACGACCAGGGAGGAGUGACGGGGGAGGAGAGAAGGAUGGAGGGAGGGAUAGAGGGAAGGAUGGAGGUGAAAGAGACGGACAUUCUGAGCGACGAUGACGAGUACUGCAAGUCAGUCAGGGCUUCAUCAGCCGAACCCAGCCUCCUGGAGGAGAGGAUGGAGGGAGCGACUCUAGAGGAGAGGAGCCAAGACCAGGACAGAGGGGUAGAAGAGGAGGAGGAGGAGGAGGGAAAGAAAGAUGAGAGGAGACAGAACGGAGCGGUAGAGGAAGAGAGGAGGAGCUCCCAUGGCAUUCUCCAAGAGGACGAGGGGGGUGAAAGGGGUGAGUUACAGGUAGACUCUGACUCCCCCGUCCCUCCCCCCUCACGGUCCCCUGCCCUGCCGGUGAAGCUUACCCCCCUAAGGAAGCAAUGGGCUGCGGAGGGCGUGGCCGGGAAGCAGUGUUCCGUGGAGAGAGUGGCCGAGAGGGACCACUGUGAUGUCAUCUGGGUGCGACGCGAAGACUACGCCAACGGAGGGAACAACGACAUCUUCUGAGACUGAGAGGGAGGGAGUGAUGAACAACAGAAAGAGAGGAAGAGAAGAGAGAGGGAGGGAGCGAGGGAUGAACAACAGGAAGAGAGGAAGAGAAGAGAGGGAUCAACGCCUUCUAGGGAGAAGAGGAUAUGACAGGCGGGACAUGACAGACGGGACAUGACAGACGGGACAUGACAGACGGGAUAUGACAGACGGGAUAAAACAGACGGGAUAAAACAGACGGGAUAUGACAGACGGGACAUGACAGACGGGAUAAAACAGACGGGAUAUGACAGACGGGACAUGACAGACGGGACAUGACAGACGGGAUAUGACAGACGGGAUAAAACAGACGGGAUAAAACAGACGGGAUAUGACAGACGGGAUAAAACAGACGGGAUAUGAAUGACGGGCUAUGACAGAUGGGAUAAAACAGAUGGGAUAAAACAGAUGGGAUAAAACAAACUGGACAUGACAGACGGGACAUGACAGACGGGAUAAAACAAACUGGCUAUGACAGAUGGGGUAAAACAGACGGGGGUAAAACAGACGGGAUAAAACAGAUGGGCUAUGACAGACGGGACAUGACAGACGGGACAUGACAGACGGGACAUGACAGACGGGACAUGACAGACGGGACAUGACAGACGGGAUAAAACAGAUGGGCUAUGACAGACGGGACAUGACAGACGGGACAUGACAGACGGGACAUGACAGACGGGACAUGACAGACGGGAUAUGACAGACGGGAUAAAACAGACGGGAUAAAACAGACGGGAUAUGACAGACGGGAUAAAACAGAUGGGCUAUGACAGACGGGACAUGACAGACGGGAUAUGACAGACGGGAUAAAACAGAUGGGCUAUGACAGACGGGACAUGACAGACGGGACAUGACAGACGGGACAUGACAGACGGGACAUGACAGACGGGACAUGACAGACGGGAUAUGACAGACGGGAUAAAACAGAUGGGCUAUGACAGACGGGACAUGACAGACGGGAUAAAACAGAUGGGCUAUGACAGACGGGACAUGACAGACGGGACAUGACAGACGGGACAUGACAGACGGGAUAUGACAGACGGGAUAAAACAGACGGGAUAAAACAGACGGGAUAUGACAGACGGGAUAAAACAGAUGGGCUAUGACAGACGGGACAUGACAGACGGGAUAUGACAGACGGGAUAAAACAGAUGGGCUAUGACAGACGGGAUAAAACAGAUGGGCUAUGACAGACGGGAUAAAACAGAUGGGCCAUGACAGACGGGACAUGACAGACGGGACAUGACAGACGGGAUAUGACAGACGGGAUAAAACAGACGGGACAUGACAGACGGGACAUGACAGACGGGAUAUGACAGACGGGAUAAAACAGACGGGACAUAACAGACGGGACAUGACAGACGGGACAUGACAGACGGGACAUGACAGACGGGACAUGACAGACGGGACAUGACAGACGGGACACAAACGUGACUGCUGAGUUCGUUCACACAAGCUUUAAAAAGGAGGUUUUCGAGGAGGGAAGAAGGACCCUUGUCGAUGUAAACUCUUAUCUCCCCUCACCACUCCACGGGUUUAUUCCCACGGAACCAAACGGAAGCAAACAGGGAGGGACUAACCUGAACUUUUCUCAUAAGAACACUCGUUUUUCAUUUACGAAACGUUUUCCAUUACAAAACGAUUUGCACUAAUGAAUACAACCCAUCGCCCACUUUCUCCUGACAAUCCUACUGUCUUCUUCUACUUGGUGACAGACUCACAGUCUCACAAUGCCUCAACUGAAUUGGUAUCAGAUGGGAGAGAGAGGCCGCACACGCAAACACACUGAACUAUGAUCUUGUUGCCAAAAAAAAAAAAAAAAAAAGUUUAUUUUUCAAACGCAGGAAUGAUGGGUCAUAUUUUUUGCUUCUCUGACUUAGAAACUGUGUUUGUUUGUUUGUUUGUAACACUCAAGGGCUGUGUGUAACUUCUAAACCUUGUCUGCAUCUCAGAUGCUACCGUACCGUGUACCCUUUUUUUAGUGCACUGUUUUUUCACCCUGGACCCAUAUAGGGUUCUGAUCCUAAACCUUGUCUUCAGGGGCUACAGACUGCUGUGUAAUAUAAUACAUAGAGAUAGAUAGAGGACACAACUUGGAUAUUAAUACAAAGAUGAGAUCUCUUUCCAUCUCUAUGGUGUACAACCCUGCUAGCUUUACCGCGCUUACACUGUUCUGCUCCAUAUCGGCUGCUGAUAGCACUCAGAGCAACUGUCCAGGCACAAUUAUAGCUUAUUGUCUUUUCUAAAAUAACAUUAUUUUUAUUCACGUCUACCAACAUAUUUGUUCAAAUCUUGAUUUUGUUGACUAUGGGAAAAAAAAUGAACUAAACACAUUUUUUUAUUUUUUUAUUUUGUGUGUUUUUUUUCUGUUUACAUGACAUCCAGUGUUACUCACUCCCUGACCCUCGCAUGGGACAGGAUAUGGCAUCAUAGUAAUAAUAUGACUUCCUGUUUUACUUGAAUUUUCUUUGGAGUUUUGUUUGAAAGGAAAAUGUUUGACAAAAAAAAAAAACCCUGCUGUUACUGACUGCAAAGCAGGAUCAAUGAAUUACCCAGCUGAUGUUGAUUUUAAAAAAACAACAGAAAUAACCAUCAUUUUUUUCUGGUUCAUUUAAGAAAGAUAAACUUAGAUCUGUGUUUUUUUGGUUCUUGAGUAAAUUAGACCAUGCCCAUUUCAAGCUUAUCUUUAAAGUAAGAAGUUAUUUCAGAAUAUUUAGGCAAGUAAGCUGGAUAACUCAAUAAAUAUGCUUUGUAGUAUACCCAUUUGGACUGCUGCCAAUGUCGACCCGACUACCGUGUCAUGCUGCCUUCAAAAUGCUCCUCAGAACUGGGAAGUACGAGGUUCCGACUGGGAACUAAAUAGUUGAACGACCCUGCCAAGUCGGUCUUCCAAGUGGAAAAGUCGGAGGUAAUUUUGAUACCCCGACUUUACGAGUUGUUAUGUUUCGUCACUGACCUUUUUCACCUUUUCAAUCAAAAGAUUAAAAAAUAAAAAUAAAAACAUUUUGACAUCGUCUAACUCUCUGUAUCAAUGUGGAUAAUGCAGGUAGUUUGACAAUAUUAUCAACAUUAACGAAAGCUAGUCAACUUUAUCAUUAGAAAUGUUAGCUAGCUCAUCUAGCUAGCUAAAAUCUCAUUGGUUAAAGAAUUGUUUCCGAAUUCAAAAGCAAUGACUAGCUCUUAAAGGAGUUAUCCUUAGCUUCUGACUAAUUCUUAAAGGAGUUAUCCUUAGCUUCUGACUAACUCUUUAAGAGUUAUCCUUAGCUUCUGACUAAUUCUUAAAGGAGUUAUCCUUAGCUUCUGACUUAUUCUUAAAGGAGUUAUCCUUAGCUUAUGACUAAUUCUUAAAGGAGUUAUCCUUAGCUUAUGACUAAUUCUUAAAGGAGUUAUCCUUAGCUUAUGACUAGCUCUUAAAGGAGUUAUCCUUAGCUUCUGACUAAUUCUUAAAGGAGUUAUCCUUAGCUUAUGACUAGCUCUUAAAGGAGUUAUCCUUAGCUUCUGACUUAUUCUUAAAGGAGUUAUCCUUAGCUUAUGACUAAUUCUUAAAGGAGUUAUCCUUAGCUUAUGACUAAUUCUUAAAGGAGUUAUCCUUAGCUUAUGACUAGCUCUUAAAGGAGUUAUCCUUAGCUUCUGACUAAUUCUUAAAGGAGUUAUCCUUAGCUUAUGACUAGCUCUUAAAGGAGUUAUCCUUAGCUUCUGACUAAUUCUUAAAAGAGUUAUCCUUAGCUUCUGACUAGCUCUUAAAGGAGUUAUCCUUAGCUUCUGACUUAUUCUUAAAGGAGUUAUCCUUAGCUUCUGACUAGCUCUUAAAGGAGUUAUCCUUAGCUUCUGGCUUAUUCUUAAAGGAGUUAUCCUUAGCUUAUGACUAAUUCUUAAAGGAGUUAUCCUUAGCUUAUGACUAAUUCUUAAAGGAGUUAUCCUUAGCUUCUGACUAGCUCUUAAAGGAGUUAUCCUUAGCUUCUGACUAAUUCUUAAAGGAGUUAUCCUUAGCUUCUGACUAGCUCUUAAAGGAGUUAUCCUUAGCUUCUGACUAACGCUUAAAGGAGUUAUCCUUAGCUUCUGACUAACGCUUAAAGGAGUUAUCCUUAGCUUCUGUUUCCUCUUGUGGUUGUACGAUAAGUCACAAUCAAGGCAGCACACAAAGCAAAGACGAAAACGUUUUUUCGAACACUCGGACGCCUGUUCUUCUUUUGGUUUCGCACUAUUGAAGACCCGCCCCAUCAGUCCUACAAAACCAAAACAAAACAACCGCUGGGUCCUCUCUGCUGAGUGGAAAUAGAAACUAAAGAUUUUUCAGUUUUGAAGUAGAACAAACCUUCCCUGGUUUCCAGAUACGUGUAGUGUACCACAAAGCAGGAUCGAAUGAGUUAACCGGCUAACUUGCCUAAAUAUUCUAAAAUAAGAUAAUUUAUUUAAAAAGACAAGGUUGAAAUGGGCCAUAGUCUAACUGAACCAAAUAACUAAAAACACAUUUUAAAGUUUAGCUUUCUUAUUAUUAAUAAACCAGAAAAUCUAUAUUUAUCUCUGGUUGUUUAUUUAAAGUUAGCUGUUGAACUCAUUGAUCCUGCUUUGUAUCCUGCUUUGUAUACCUCUCUGGAUUAAUUGCCCGAUCUUUUUGUUGUUGUCAUGUCAAACAGAACGAUAUUUAUCUACAAAUGAGCAAAGCUACAACAACAACAAAAAGGUUGAAGUUUGAAAUCUGAAGAAUUUUUUUUUUUUUAAAAAGCAAGUCUUUCUUGUCUGUCUACGUUUGACAUUUUGGUCAUUUAACAGACGCUCUUAUCCAGAGCAACUUCCUGUCUAUUCCCAACCAGGGAUCUAUGUACUAAUUCCUUACUAGGCCGGCUACCGCUAAACUACUGUGCUUUCUCUCCUACACUGUCUUGUUCUAUGUCUAUCUAAUACACGUGGCACAAAACACAGAAUACUGUAUAUCUCAACAACAACAACAAAAAAAUAGCACAGACUAGUGCACCAUUUAUGGAUGUAUUCAAACUGCACUUCUACUCAACCGUGGGACAGAAUUACAUGGAACUGUGAGACUUUCUGAUCAAAACAACACAUACAGGACCCGGAGUUUUACCUGCACAAUAUACAUUCAUAGGGGUUCUAUAAACGUUAGAGCUUCUAUAACAAGAAACACUCUGGCUCCAGUUAUAGCUUUUAUAUAUAUAUAUAUAUAUAUAUAACAAGGGCCCCGAGUUGUUCCUUGUUAGUUCACACAAUCAUGCAGAUAAAACUGCUGGCUCCGAGUUAGCAAUGAGAUCUACAUGCAGGAUGUUCAGGAAUGCUGGACUAAAAACACAACUAAUAGUAGUAGUUGUUGUUGAUAGAGUUGUUAGCGUUAGCACACAUGGCAAAUCAAUGAUCUUUUAAUCACUCCUAGGACCUAUACUACUACUACUACUACUACUACUACUACCCCUGAGAUUGGAUGCAUCCCAAACAGCACCCUAUCCCUUAUAUAGUGUAAUACUUUUGCCCAGUUCCCCGUAGGGCUCUGGUCUAAAGUAGUGCACUAUCCUAGGGUAUAGGGUAGUGUUUUGGGACGCAGACAUUGUGAAGUACAAUCGCUGGUCUAGAGGUGAAUCUUGUGACUUCCUUUGACUUUCCCCUCUUUUUUGUUUGUAUUUUGCAUUUUUAAAAACUGUGUUCGUAAAUAGGACUGUUGAUUACCAUUAAUAUAACUAUUAUUAUUAUUAUUACUAUUGUUAUUAUUAUAAAAAAUUUACAUUUCUUAUCGGAUUUUGGUAUUUUCUCUUUUUUUUGUGUGAGUUUCUCAAUAAUAUAUAUAUAUAUAUAUAUAUCCUGUUAAUGUGUCUUUAUUUAGACAGACCUGUUUAUUAAAUGAUGAAAAGACGAGGAUGAAGCAGUCUGACAAUGCAGAUGGUUCAUUACAGUUUCUGGAUCGGGUACAAGCAUCUUUUGGAACUGUGGUUAAACCUAUAGCAAACCAACCGUGGUCAAAUGAACUGGUUAAACCUAUAGCAAACCAACCAUGGUCAAAUUAACUGGUUAAACCUAUAGCAAACCAACCGUGGUCAAAUUAACUGGUUAAACCUAUAGCAAACCAACCAUGGUCAAAUUAACUGGUUAAACCUAUAGCAAACCAACCAUGGUCAAAUUAACUGGUUAAACCUAUAGCAAACCAACCGUGGUCAAAUUAACUGGUUAAACCUAUAGCAAACCAACCAUGGUCAAAUUAACUGGUUAAACCUAUAGCAAACCAACCAUGGUCAAAUUAACUGGUUAAACCUAUAGCAAACCAAACGUGGUCAAAUUAACUGGUUAAAUGUACCUAUAGCAAACCAACCAUGGUCAAAUGAACUGGUUAAAUGUACCUAUAGCAAACCAACCAUGGUCAAAUGUACUGGUUAAACGUGCCUAUAGCAAACCAACCAUUGUCAAAUUAACUAUCGCUAAACGGACCGAUAGCAAGCCAACCAUGGUCAAAUUAACUGGCUAAACCUGUAGUACACUAACCAUGGUCAAAUGAACUGGUUAAAUGUACCUAUAGCAAACCAACCAUGGUCAAAUUAACUGGUUAAACAUACCUAUAGCAAACCAACCAUGGUCAAAUGAACUGGUUAAAUGUACCUAUAGCAAACCAACCAUGGUCAAAUUAACUUGUUUUAAAUGAACCUAUAGCAAACCAACCAUGGUCAAAUGAACUGGUUAAACGUACCUAUAGCAAACCAACCAUGGUCAAAUUAACUGGUUAAACAUACCUAUAGCAAACCAACCAUGGUCAAAUUAACUGGCUAAACAUACCUAUGGCAAACCAACCAUGGUCAAAUGAAUUGUGGUUAAACGUACCUACAGCAAACCAACCAUGGUCAAAUUAACUAUGGUUAAACGGACCUACAGUAAACCAACCAUGGUCAAAUGGACUAUGGUUAAACGUCCUAUAGCAAACCAACCAUGGUCAAAUGAAUUGUGGUUAAAUGUACCUAUAGCAAACUAACCAUGGUCAAAUUAACUGGUUAAACGUACCUAUAGCAAACCAACCAUGGUGAAAUGAACUGGUUAAACGUGCCUAUAGCAAACCAACCAUGGUCAAAUUAACUGGUUAAACAUACCUAUAGCAAACCAACCAUGGUCAAAUGAAAUGGUUAAACGUGCCUAUAGCAAACCAACCAUGGUCAAAUUAACUGGUUAAACAUACCUAUAGCAAACCAACCAUGGUCAAAUGAACUGGUUAAACGUGCCUAUAGCAAACCAACCAUUGUCAAAUUAACUAUGGCUAAACGGACCGAUAGCAAGCCAACCAUGGUCAAAUGAACUGGUUAAACGUGCCUAUAGCAAACCAACCAUUGUCAAAUUAACUAUGGCUAAACGGACCGAUAGCAAACCAACCAUGGUCAAAUGAUUAAAUAGAUUUUCAGAAAGUCAGAUAAUGUUAUUGUCUUUGUUACCUGGAUUGAAUAUCUUAGACCCAUUUUUGCUAAAAAUAGAAUUGUCAUCAAUGAAUACAAAGUCGAGUGUAAAAGUGUUUUGCUGACAGAAUAUCAACACGUUGUUUUCAUAAGAAGAGAACAUGUUACAAAUGUGUUCACUGUUUCCGGCAACUGUACAAAAUGUUAAAUGGCGUUUUCAGUAGUAGAAUAUAAAGAAAGAUGUAAACAUGGGAACUGUCUAACUGCUAUGAUUCUUGACAACAUUGCAGAGAAGAAAGUUGAGUUAUUUUGUAAGUAACUUUGGGUUACUCCUAAAAGACAUCAUCUCCAACAUUACAGGUUUGUUUUCGGUGUGAUUUGAGACUUGGUUCGUAUCAGUUGUAUUCACCGUUUCUUUAUUUCGAUUGUGGAUUGUGUUUCUGCGUCGUUGGAAAGUUGACGAACCUAUGAGCACACCGGCAUCUGGAUUAUAAUGAUGGCGAUGAAUAAAUCCGGCACACAAUGUGGAUAUUUUCUAUUUUUCCUUUUUUGAUCAGGAAUAAUAUUUAUUUUGAUGUGUAUGAAAUUGUUUGGUGAAAUAUGCAUUUAAAAAAAGGACAGUAAUUACCUAUAAUUCCUGCACCUUUCGAUAGUUGUAUUUCCAAAUUUGAUCAUCAUGAUUUAGUUACUGCAAAGACAAUCUAUUGAUCUCAAAUCUACUUAAAAGACAGACUAACUUUCUGUUUUGUCAGCUUAGACUCAACAAAUGUAUGUUUGUGUUAAUCUUUUUGCAGACGGUCAUGUUUUAAAGAAUGCACUUGCAAGUCUGACAGUAUCAUUUGGUUUGGAUUGAUGUAUUUGUUUUGGAAAGGCAGCUACAUAAAAAUAAAUAAAAAAUAAAGGACUGUUUUGCAAACUGUCA